GCAUUAAACUCAGUAAUUCGCCUUUCGAGAUUACACAAAGUUUACAUGUAGUAGCACGAAGAUAGUGCUGCCAUCGUACACCAUUUUAGAGCAACUAUAAAAAAAAUAACAAAUUUUAUUUAUACCCUGUGGUGGGUACUUCAUAAUCCCAUACACGUUUUGUGUCGCCGCCAUCGUAUACGCUAUUCCCGUGCUAAGUGUUUUAAUUCGAAUAUUUGGCAGUAAUUCGCGUGUGUUAUCAUGGGAAAACGUAAGUUUAGUGAUGAUGAAGAAUACUAUGCACGGAAAAUAAAGAAGUUGGAGCAGAAAAUGAAAAAAGUUCGACGGGAUCGCCGAGGGGAGUCGUCGGAUUCAGAGUCGUGGAGUUCGGUGUCGUCUGACCAGUACGAGGAGGAAGUGGUAAACGAGCUUGGUGUCGAUCAUGCUUCCGAGCUGGAGGUUCCGCAAACCGAAGGACCCCAAGAGGAAAAUCAACCAUCUCCAUUCCUUGAUUCUCAACUGGAAACAACGCCGGAGUUAGAUCCGAGUAUUUUGAAUAUUCUAGGUGACGAACCUGCUAAAGAGGAAAUAUUUAGCAAGGCUGUUCACAAGGAUAUUGCUAGCCGAUGGUCCGAUAUACUAAUCAAUGGGUUAAAGGAGGAUGUGAAAAAGGGAAUUAUAACAUGUCACGAUAUCCCUGAGAAUCUUACGUUACUGCAGAGUCCUAUACUAAACCCUGAAAUCAAAGCAGCAGUCAACGAAAACGCGCUCAAGAGAGAUGUUAUCUUAUCCGAUAAACAGAGAAGUAUGGCUUGCGUUAUAACAUGCAUAGCCGACUUAAUGUCGUCGAAUUUGGAAUCUGAUGCCGCAGAUAAUAAAGAAAGUUUGAAGUUACUCAGCGAUGCAGGCCGCUUGUUAUGCCAUGUACAUUACGAAGAGACAUCAGCUAGAAGGAACUUCUUACAAGCUUGUCUUAGCAAAGACGUCAAAGAAAAUAUAAAAGACCUGAAACGCGAUAGAUUUCUUUUUGGUACUGAUCUUUCAGAGAAACUGAAAUCUAUGAAGGCGAUAACGAAGACGGGCGCGGAGAUGAGACCUGCCUCAACGAAACCGAAGCCUCCACCCAAGAGCAGACAGGCUGAAGCGGGACCUUCGAGGGCUUUAAACUGGCGGGGCCCGCCACCGCCGGCGCCUCGACGCGCGUACGCGAGGACGAGCUCGACGGCUGGUGGGCGCAGGCAGCCGGCAGCGACGCCGCGCAGCAGCGCGCGCCGCGACCCGCGGCCGCGGACCAGCAGGCUGGCCGCCAAUCGGCGCUAAGCAGCGAGUCGCAGGCAGGUACAUUACAGUUUUACUACCAUAAUUGGCAACGCAUAACUAAUGACCCGGUGGUUUUGUCUUGGGUCAGAGGCCUACGCUUGCCGGUCGACGUUGAUAUCGUCCAGUCAAAGAUACCUGCAAAUAAACCACAGUCUGCUCAGCAUAAGUUAGAAAUGAAUAAUGAAAUUACUAAACUCAUAAAUAUAGGCGCUAUUCGCCAGUGCGAGCCAUGCGAGGGCCAAUUCUUAUCAAGCAUUUUUCUGAUUAAGAAAAGUAAUGGCCACAAUAGAUUUAUUCUUAAUUUAAAGCAAUUAAACAAGUUUAUUCCUACGCCCCACUUCAAAAUUGAGGAUUACA
This is a messenger RNA of Cydia pomonella (codling moth), 1656 nucleotides long. RefSeq lists its product as uncharacterized. Lineage: Eukaryota; Metazoa; Arthropoda; Insecta; Lepidoptera; Tortricidae. Bases 241 to 1299 code for a protein of 352 amino acids. The transcript is spliced from 2 exons. The record is from RefSeq and is a predicted model, not a curated record.